CCGCAUCUCGCCGUCUUCUCGCCCCCUCUCGCUGUCUUCUCGGCCUCGUCCGGCCACCCGCUUGCGCGUCUGUUCCGUCCGACCGGCCCCUUGGUCGUCGCCAUCGUCUUCGCCAUCGCCAUCGCCCUCAUCCGCAUUCCCCCCCAUCGCCUCGCUCCUCGCCCUCCUGCCCACUUAUAAACCACAUCGCUCCCCCGCCCUCUCGCAUCUCCGGGUCUCAUCCUUCGAUAUGUACUAUUCCCACUCGUUGUUCGUCCAGGCUCUUGCUGUCGCCGCGGCCCUCCGAUCCGCUGCCGGGCACGCCCUUCCCCGUAGCCAUUCCUCGCGAACCGUCGGCAACUUUGGUCCGACCUUGGACAAGACCACCGUCCACCACUAUGAAUCGCCCCUGAGCAAUCCUUCCCCGCAGCUCUCGGCCUCGGAUCUCGAUCCUGCUCUGAUUGCGAAACAGCAUCUGGCCAAGGCUCUUGGCGUCUCGGCCGAUGGCCUUGUCGUCUCCAGCUCCUACCGCUCCAAGCACAACGGCGUCACCCACGUAUAUCUUCGCCAGCUCAUCGGCGGCCUUGAAAUCGCCAACGGCGUUGCCAAUGUCAACGUCGACCGAGCCGGCCGCGUCAUUUCAUUUGGAUCGACGCUCUUCCAAUCCGCGUCGCCUUCUGUCGAACCCGCUCUCCGGCUCCAAGACGAUGCCAGCGACGAUGUAGUUCUUUCCGUUGCUGCUCCCGCUGCCGGCCAUGAGGAUGUUUCUGCUCACAUCGAUCUGGCCGACAGUCGCAUUAAGCUCUCGCCCUCCGAGGCUGUUGCGCGUCUGGCCGAGUUUGUUGGCCUCCAGUCCUUCCGCCCCAGUUCCCUCCAAACCGUCCCCAUCAACAGCCUGAACACACAUGGCCCCCAAUUCGUCGUCAAGGGCGCCUCUUUCUCAAAGAAGGACAUUCCAACCAAGCUCAAAUAUAUCCAGAUCGACGCCGCCGGCGCCGUGGAGCUCCGGCUGGUGUGGGACAUUGAAAUGGACUUGAACAGCAACUGGUAUCAUGCCCAUGUUGAUACCGAGACCGGCAAGGUUCUGCAGCUCGUUGACUGGGUCGCAGACGCUGCAUACAACGUCUACCCUAUCGGAACGAACGACCCCAACGAUGGGGAGCGCGUCCUGGUUCACGAUCCCGCCCACAAAACCGCCUCUCCUCUUGGCUGGCAUGCCCAGCACGGACCCAAGGGCAAGAACUUCACCGUGACGGCCGGAAACAAUGCGUUCGCCCAAAACAACCCUGAUGGUGGGGACGAGUGGGAGUCCAACUAUCGUCCAAACGGUGGCGACAACCUGAUCUUUGACUUCCCCGUGGAUCUCAAGCGUCAGCAGCCUACCGAGUAUGAGGAUGCCGCCAUCACCAACCUCUUCUACUGGAACAAUGCUAUCCACGACCUCUUUUACACGUAUGGCUUUGACGAGGAGUCCGGCAACUUUCAGUUCGACAACUUUGGUCGCGGGGGCAAGGGCAACGACUUUGUUAUCGCCAACGCCCAAGACGGCUCUGGCACAAACAACGCCAACUUUGCCACUCCUCCGGAUGGACAGAACGGCCGCAUGAGAAUGUAUAUUUGGGACGUGACCGAUCCCAACCAUGAUGGCGAUCUUGAGGGCGGAAUCAUCAUGCAUGAGUACGCUCACGGCAUCUCGACCCGUCUGACCGGCGGCCCGGACAACUCGGGCUGUCUCGGAUGGGGUGAGGCCGGCGGCAUGGGCGAGGGCUGGGGCGAUUACUUUGCUACAAUCCUCCGCACCACCAGCAAGUCUACCCGCGAGGAUGACUUUACCAUGGGCUCUUACGCCAACGGCGGAAAUGGAAUCCGAAAGUUCCCGUACUCCACCAGCAAGAAAACCAACCCGUCCACAUACGCCUUUGUGAUGAAGCCCGCGUACUUUGGGGUUCACGCCAAGGGCGAAGUCUGGGCCGAGAUCCUCUACGAGGUCUUCUGGAACCUGGUCGAGAAGCACGGCUACGACCCUGACUGGUACAACAAUGGCUUCCAGGGUGACGAUGACGAUGGCUCGGAGCUCUACCGCGACUUCCGCACCGGAGCCCUGGCCAAGCGAAGCUUCAAAAAGCACAAGGGCAAGUAUGGUGGAAACGUGAUUGCUCUCCAGAUCGUGCUCGAUGGCAUGAAGCUCCAGCCCUGCUUCCCGAACUUCAUCUCUGCCCGCGAUGCCAUUCUCCAAGCCGACGAGGUCGACAACAGCGGCGAGAACUCGUGCGAGAUUUGGAAGGGCUUUGCCAAGCGUGGUCUGGGCGUGAAUGCCAAGAACCUCGGUCGCGAGAACUUUGAUCUGCCAAAGCACUGCCGUGACUAGAUAUCCAUCGUGACCGAGAAUACAGGCAGCGGCACUGCCAUCCCUUCGCGGGUGGAAGCCUCGAUCGGCGGUUGCCAGCGUGGCUGGAUAGGUCGCGGUCAAGCUGUUUUUGCACUCUCGUAUAUUGAAAUCGACUGCGCCUCUCUCGCCCCGCAAUGCGACGUUUUGCUCAUGUGCCCAGUCCCGUUCAAAAUUUUGUUGUCCGUCCUGCCUUGUCUUGUCAUGCUGCCCUCCGGCUUUGCUCUCGAGUGUGCGAGUACACGAUAGGAAUCGCGAGUCGCCCAAUAUAUUUUUGCUCGACAACUCA
This is a messenger RNA of Polychytrium aggregatum, 2654 nucleotides long. RefSeq names its product Fungalysin metallopeptidase-domain-containing protein. The transcript is spliced from 3 exons. Lineage: Eukaryota; Fungi; Chytridiomycota; Chytridiomycetes; Polychytriales. The record is from RefSeq and is a predicted model, not a curated record. Gene Ontology annotation, molecular function: metalloendopeptidase activity; zinc ion binding. Bases 230 to 2347 code for a protein of 705 amino acids.